AUGAGCGAAAUUCAAAACUUUGAUAUACAAGUUGAACCAGAUAUUUCAAACGUUCUUCAAAAUACAUUCGAAUCUCAAGUUCCUGAUGAAAAUGAAGAAGUGAGUCAAAAGGAAUUUGUGACUUCUUUUAAUGACUUGGCCGUAUAUAACAUUGGAAAAAAGGUCUUGAUACGUGGUUUGGUUUCUCAUGUUACUGGGAUAAAGUUAUGUACGUCUAAAAUCAACUUCAAAUGUAUCGAAUGCCAAGAAAUUCAAACGCUGUGUUACAAUAAUGGAGGAAGGUAUUAUUUUCCAUCUAAAUGUAAAAUUCCCGGAUGUAAGAGUAAAAAGUUUACUCCUAUAAUGGAAUUUGGUGAAAACGAAGAAGCUGCUUCUUUUACUGAUUUGAGUAAAUUUAGAAUGCAAGAAAUGUGGAGUGAUGAUUAUAAUGAAGAAAAUCUUCCCAAAGUUAUCGAUUGUGAAUCUCGUAAUAAUUUGAUAGAUAAAAUCAAACCAGGUGAUUUUGUAUCCAUCGAAGGCAAAAUUCAAGUUUAUGAUAUUAAAAUUCUUGAAACUAAAAGCAAGUCACAUUACGGUAGCUCAACUUUACCUCACCUUUACAUUGAAAUCACAGAUAUAAAGAAAUUGUCGAUCUCUGAUUUAUAUAUUGAAAGCGAACUCGAUGAUAUUACUACGUCAGCAAAGGAAAACUCGUUUUCGUUAAGAGAUCUGUAUUCCAUUAGACAAGUCACCGCUACAUAUAAUCUUUUCAAACGAAUUGUUGCUUCGUUUUGUCCUUCGAUUUAUAGACACGAACUAGUUAAAGCCGGAAUAUUGCUUUCGUUGUUUGGAAAAAAUGAUAACGGGGCAAUUCACAUUCUUAUAGUCGGUGAUCCGGGAUCAGAUAAAACAGAAUUACUUUCGGCAACUAGCUCCAUAUCACCAAACACAGUAUUUACACCAAUAAAUCGAGGCGAUGAAUCUUCAAUUUUACCUACUUUACAACACGACAGAUAUUUCAAAGAAUGGACCCUCAAAGCUGGUUCUUUGGCAUUGAGUAAUGAAGGGAUUUGUCGAAUUGAUGACUUUGAAAAAUGUGGCAGAUUCAAUGCUCUUGCCGAAGCUAUAACUAGAAAAUCAUAUCCAAUUGGAAAGUAUGGAAUUAAAUGUUCGCUCAAAACUCAAACGAGUAUAAUCAGCGGCCAAUCCGGUCAAUGGGCGUGGGCGCUACAAGUAACUACAAUAUUAAAGUUCGAACUUUUAAAAGAUCAAACUAAACCUUCAGAAUUUAACUUUUAUGUUAGCAAGGACAAAACAUUAUCCAAGAACCUGAAAAUAAGCAAUAAUAUGUUAUCUACCUUUGACCUUAUUUUCUUAUUACUUGAUAUUCCAGAUGAAGAGAUGGAUAAUUACCGUGCAGAGCGUGUUAUUUCGGCAAAUCCUGAACUAUUUCUUGUAGACAUAUCACAAAGUCAUGAUAUUUCGUCGUCCGAUCUAUUUCCUUUAGAGUUUCUUCAAAAAUAUAUUGCUUACGCUCAUAGAUAUGUUUAUCCGCGCUUAUCAGAGGAAGCUCGUAAAAUUCUUAAACUCUCUUAUAUUAAGAUGAAACAAAAAUACCUUUCUAUGGAUCAAACGUCCAUUACUAUUCGCCAAUUAGAAACAAUGAUAAAAUUGGCUCAAGCGCGAGCAAGAAUGGAACUGCGAGAUUUAGUCCUAUGCUCAGAUGUCGAAGAUGUUGUUGAAAUCAUGUAA
Molecule: messenger RNA, 1731 nt
Organism: Funneliformis mosseae
Lineage: Eukaryota; Fungi; Glomeromycota; Glomeromycetes; Glomerales; Glomeraceae
Source: the annotation of a GenBank genome assembly